CGGGAGCUUGCUUUUAGAAGCAACACCACGGGUAGGUGGGCGGAACCCACUCUUGACAAUCCGAUUGCUGCGAUUCCACUACAGGGCAAAUCCCGGCCGGAGCCAAGCUAAACUUCAUUGUCUGCCUUCAGGUUCCUCGCUGUCGGUUGCGCCUGGACCGCUGCACCCCCAGCCCUUGGUCUCCUCAACCCCACCAAGGAACUAGAAGAGAUAUUCGAUUCCUCUCGUCCCCUCAUCACCGCCAUCUGUCGACUCGCUUCAUCCCCAGCCGCUCAAUUGUCAUUCCGACAUCCCUUGUACCGCAAAGUCGACGUGUCCAAAUUACAGCGCUCUUGUUUUCAAGGACUGACAUUCGACAAUCAGUCCAUUUCGUAGAAACCACCCAAUCCACCAAUCAUGGCUGAAUUCGUUCGCGCCCAGAUCUUUGGCACCACUUUCGAGAUCACCUCGAGGUACUCGGAUCUCCAGCCAGUUGGCAUGGGCGCAUUUGGUUUGGUUUGCUCCGCAAGGGACCAGCUCACCAACAACAAUGUCGCCAUCAAGAAAAUCAUGAAGCCAUUCAGCACUCCUGUCCUCGCUAAGAGAACCUACCGAGAGCUGAAGUUGCUGAAGCAUCUGAAGCACGAAAAUGUCAUCUCACUCAGCGACAUCUUCAUUUCUCCCCUUGAGGACAUUUACUUUGUCACCGAACUUCUCGGAACCGAUCUUCACAGACUUCUGACGUCGAGACCCCUCGAGAAACAAUUCAUUCAAUACUUCCUCUACCAGAUCAUGAGAGGCCUGAAAUACGUCCACUCUGCGGGCGUAGUCCACCGAGACUUGAAGCCGAGUAACAUUCUAGUAAACGAAAACUGCGAUUUGAAGAUCUGCGACUUCGGUCUGGCGCGCAUCCAAGACCCUCAAAUGACGGGAUAUGUCUCAACCCGCUACUACCGUGCUCCCGAGAUUAUGCUCACCUGGCAAAAGUACGAUGUGGAGGUCGACAUUUGGAGUGCAGGCUGCAUUUUCGCCGAGAUGCUCGAAGGCAAGCCCCUGUUCCCUGGAAAGGAUCACGUCAACCAGUUCUCCAUCAUCACAGAACUGUUGGGAACACCGCCGGACGAUGUGAUCAACACCAUCGCCAGUGAGAAUACGUUGAGAUUCGUCAAGUCGCUCCCUAAGCGUGAACGGCAACCCCUCAAGAACAAGUUCAAGAAUGCCGAUGAAUCGGCAAUCGAUCUUCUCGAACGCAUGCUUGUCUUCGAUCCUAAGAAGCGGAUAACGGCCACCGAAGCGCUAGCGCACGAGUACCUAGCGCCGUACCAUGAUCCCACCGACGAGCCAUCCGCAGAGGAGAAGUUUGACUGGAGUUUCAACGAUGCCGAUUUGCCAGUGGAUACGUGGAAGAUUAUGAUGUACUCGGAGAUCCUCGACUAUCACAAUCUCGACGCCCAAGUCUCGCAAAUGGAGGAGCAGUACAAUGGACAAUGAAAACCAGGGAGAGCAAGAUGACACCCCUCUCCUAUCACAAUAUCAGGGGAGGAGGUGUGUCUCAUGAUACCACGAAACCUUGCGGCAUGUUUCCAAUAUAUCUCGUCGU
Lasiosphaeria miniovina is the source of this 1579-nucleotide messenger RNA. Its product is annotated as mitogen-activated protein kinase HOG1. Gene Ontology annotation, biological process: osmosensory signaling pathway; stress-activated MAPK cascade; cellular response to oxidative stress. The transcript has 9 exons. Gene Ontology annotation, molecular function: MAP kinase activity; ATP binding. The record is from RefSeq and is a predicted model, not a curated record. NCBI's taxonomy places the organism in Eukaryota, Fungi, Ascomycota, Sordariomycetes, Sordariales, Lasiosphaeriaceae. The coding region runs from base 397 to 1470 and encodes 357 amino acids. Gene Ontology annotation, cellular component: nucleus; cytoplasm.